Molecule: messenger RNA, 2614 nt
Organism: Chiloscyllium plagiosum (whitespotted bambooshark)
Lineage: Eukaryota; Metazoa; Chordata; Chondrichthyes; Orectolobiformes; Hemiscylliidae
Source: RefSeq, a predicted model, not a curated record
CAACAGGUUUAACUGGAAGCACAUUAGCUUUCGGAGCGUCGCUCCUUCAUCAGAUGGUGUUGUGCGAUUUUUAACCUCGAUCAACAUAACAUGAAAAACGCGCAUGCGUAGUGUUUAAGCAGCAUGGCACAUGCGCGAAAACAGUGAAGGUGGUGGUGGGAUGAUCACUUCGGAUUCAUAAACAGUAAAAUUAUGGAGCAGUGGAGAGACCGAUGGACGUGGCGAGUGCUCGGCCAGGAUUUUGGAAGGGGAGAAUUUACCAUCAACAAAUUCCAAUUAAACAUUACAUCAGGAUCUGACAGUGUCACCCAAUGUUUGGUAACCUGAAUAUCUUUCUGGACUUUGAACAUGGAAGGUAAAAUCACCUUUCACAGUGGGGAAAAACUGUACUCAUGUCCUCUGUGUGGACGAGGCUUCAGCCGAUCGUCUGGUCUGUCCAGACACAAGUGCAGUCACAUUGGGGAAAAACCGUGGAAAUGUGUGGAUUGUGGAAAGGGAUUCAAUUACCCAUCUGACCUGGAAACGCAUCGACGCAGUCACACUGGAGAGAGGCCAUUCACUUGUCCUGAGUGUGGGAAGGGAUUCACUCAGUUUUCUAACCUCUUAUGUCAUCAGAGAACUCACACUGGGGAGAGACCAUUCACAUGCACAGAGUGUGGGAAGGGAUUCACUCAGUCAUCCCACCUGAUGGCACAUCAGCGAGUUCACACUGAGAAUAGGUCAUUCGGCCGGUCAGAGUGUGGGAAGGGAAGCACUCAGUCAUCACACCAGCGAGUUCACAAUGGCGAGAGAUCAUUCAUCUGUUCUGAGUGUGGCAAGGGAUUCACUCAGUCAUCCCACCUGCUGAAACACCAGCGAGUUCACAGUGAUGAAAGACCAUUUCAAUGCCUGCAUUGUGGGAAAUGCUUUAAAAGUUCUGCUGAAUUGGUCAGCCAUCAACGUGUUCACACUGAUGAGAAACCAUUCAGAUGCUCUUACUGUGGGACUGGGUUCAGGAAAUCAUCUCAUCUCAUUGUGCACCAGCGAAUUCACACUGGGGAGAGGCCAUUCAGCUGCCCCGAGUGUGGGAAAAGAUUCAAUAAUUUGUCCAAUCUGCUGAAGCACCAGCGUAUUCACACCGGGGAGAGACCCUUCACCUGCUCAGAGUGCGGUAAAGGAUUUACUCAGUCAUCCAAUCUGUUGAGACAUAAGCAAAUUCACACUGGGGAGAGGCCGUACACCUGCUCUGUUUGUGGGAAAGGAUUCACCCGGUCAUCUGACUUUCUGAAACAUGAACGGACUCACACUGGAGAGAGGCUGUUCAUCUGCCCUGAAUGUGGGAAAGGCUUCAGGGACUCAUCCAGCCUGCAAAAACACAAGCAAAUUCACACUGGGGAGAGGCCAUACACCUGCUCAGAGUGUGGGAAAGGAUUCAUUCGAUCAGCCCACCUGCUGACACACCAGCGAGUUCACACUGGAGAGAGGCCAUUCCCCUGUUCAGAGUGUGGCAAAGCGUUCUCUCAGCUAUCCAACCUCAGGACACACCAACUGGUUCACACUGAUGAGAGACCUUUCAAAUGUUUGCACUGUGAGAAAAGCUUUAAACGCACAUGUGACUUGCUGAUACACCAACAGAUUCACACUGGGGAGAGGCCAUUCCCCUGCUCUGUUUGUGGGAAACGAUUUAUUCAUUCAAAAAACCAUCUGAGACACCAGCGAAUACAUACUAGUGAGAAGUUUUGACCUGUUCUGGUGGGAAAGGAAUUACUUUGUCAUCCCACCUGCUGAGACACUAACGUGCACAAAUGACUGCAGGGCAGGGGUCUGUUGUUGUUGCUGUUCUUUAAUUAAACUUUUCCUCACGUCACCUCUGCAUAUCUUUCCCAAAACCUUUUAAUUGCACCUCCCUAAUCUUUGGAUCAUCAUGAUGUGGAGGUGCUGGUUUUGGACUGGUCUGGACAAAGGCAGAAGUUGCACAACAUCAGGUUAUAGUCUUAACAGGUUUAUUUGAAAUCCCAAGCUUUAUCACUUCACCUGACAAAGGAGCACUGUGGUUUCAAAUAAAUCUAUUGGACAAUAACCUGGUGUCAUGUGACUUCUGACUGAGGCCAUCACAAUAUGGAACCAAUAUUUUAUUUCUGUACCUGUAAACUAGUACACUUGAAGCAUGGUAUCAGACCGGGCCUGUAGUUGUGAGCGAAAGAGAUAUUUUUUUUAAAAAGAGGCCAGCAAUUUUUCCCUGGUUUGCUCCCUGAUAUCUCCAUUUUGAAGUUCAAGCAUCCAUAUGUUUUGCUCGCUGCUUUCUUAAGUCCCACCUGCUUUGAAGUGGUUUAAAACAGAUUGUGUUUUUUUUAUUCCUCAGUUGAUCAUUGACACAUGUCCAUGGGUCUGUUUCUGCUGAAAGUAAUGCCAAAAUUCAAGGAAGUACCAUUCUUGAUGGCAGUGAAACAAAUCCACUUUGUGUUAAAUGCACUGUAUCAAGUCUUGAUCACCCAGUUCUCUGGGGUGGGGUGGAAAUAAUCCCCAGUUAGUGGUGUUGCCACCAUCAUUUACACCCAUUGAUGCUGUCACUUAUGCAAUCAAUCCAACACAGUGGACUGUUUCUCCAUGCUGGAAUGCUAUAUUUCAGGCUGUC